Molecule: messenger RNA, 2715 nt
Organism: Rubroshorea leprosula
Lineage: Eukaryota; Viridiplantae; Streptophyta; Magnoliopsida; Malvales; Dipterocarpaceae
Source: the annotation of a GenBank genome assembly
AUUCCGCCGUCGUUGAGUUGCGUCGCUCCGGCGAAGAUUCAGUUUAGUGAAAAUGUGGAGGCUGAAGAUCGCAGAGGGAGGAAAUCCAUGGCUGAGAACGCUGAAUAAUCACGUCGGAAGACAAGUUUGGGAGUUCGAUCCUGAACUCGGAUCUCCCGACGAGAAAAUGGAGAUCGAAAAGGCUCGCCUGGACUUCUCCAACAAUCGGUUCGAGAAGAAGCACAGCGCAGAUCUACUGAUGCGAAUUCAGUUUGCAAGGGAGAAUCCUGUUGCAGAAGUUCUACCUCAAGUCAAAGUAAAAGAUGCAGAGGACAUCACAGAGGAGAUGGUUACUAGAACGUUAAGAAGGGCUAUCAAUUUUUAUUCCUCUAUUCAGGCCCAUGAUGGGCAUUGGCCUGGGGAUUAUGGAGGUCCUAUGUUUCUUAUGCCUGGCUUGGUAAUAACUCUGUAUGUCACUGGGGCACUAAACGCAGUAUUAUCUGAAGAACAUAUCAAGGAGAUUUGCCGGUAUCUCUAUAAUCAUCAGAACAGAGAUGGUGGGUGGAGAUUACACAUCGAGGGUCAUAGCACAAUGUUUGGAUCUGUCUUGAGUUAUGUUACUUUAAGGCUCCUUGGUGAAGAAGCUAAUGCUGGUCAAGGGGCGAUGGAGAGAGGAAGAAAUUGGAUUCUGAGUCAUGGUAGUGCAACUGCAAUAACAUCAUGGGGGAAAAUGUGGCUUUCAGUGCUUGGAGUCUUUGAAUGGUCUGGAAAUAAUCCACUGCCCCCUGAGAUUUGGCUUCUUCCUUAUAUGCUUCCAAUUCAUCCAGGCAGGAUGUGGUGUCACUGUCGGAUGGUCUAUUUGCCAAUGUCAUAUCUAUAUGGAAAGAGGUUUGCUGGUCCAAUCACACCAACAAUUUUGUCUCUUAGAAAGGAACUUUACAAUGUCCCUUAUCAUGAAAUAGAUUGGAAUGAAGCUCGCAACCUGUGUGCCAAGGAAGAUCUGUACUACCCACACCCAUUGGUACAGGAUAUACUUUGGGGUACACUUCACAAGGCCGUUGAACCUGUUCUGAUGCAUUGGCCUGGAAAGAAGCUAAGAGAGAAGGCUCUGUCUACUGUAAUGGAGCACAUACACUAUGAAGAUGAGAAUACUCGUUACAUCUGCAUCGGGCCUGUGAACAAGGUGUUAAAUAUGCUUUGCUGUUGGAUUGAAGAUCCAAAUUCAGAGGCUUUUAAGUUGCAUCUCCCAAGAAUUCAUGAUUAUCUUUGGCUUGCUGAAGACGGCAUGAAAAUGCAGGGUUACAAUGGAAGUCAACUAUGGGACACUGCUUUUGCUGUUCAAGCAAUUAUAUCAGCCAAUCUUAUUGAAGAAUAUGGUCCAGUUCUAAAGAAGGCACACACGUAUAUUAAAAACACGCAGGUUUUAGACAAUUGCCCUGGUGAUCUUAGUGUUUGGUACCGCCACAUAUCUAAAGGUGCAUGGCCUUUCUCAACAGCAGAUCAUGGAUGGCCCAUUUCUGACUGCACAGCUGAAGGACUAAAAGCUGUUCUCUUGUUAUCAAAAUUACCAUCAGAGACUGUUGGGGAACCCUUAGAUGUAAAGAGAUUAUAUGAUGCUGUAAAUGUGAUUCUUUCACUUCAGAAUGCAGAUGGUGGCUUUGCAACUUAUGAGCUGACAAGAUCUUACCCUUGGUUGGAGUUAGUCAACCCCGCUGAAACUUUUGGUGAUAUUGUUAUUGACUAUCCUUAUGUGGAAUGUACCUCAGCUGCAAUCCAAGCAUUGACAUCAUUUAGAAAAUUAUAUCCUGGGCAUCGACAGCAAGAAAUAGACAUAUGCAUCAAGAAGGCAGCUAAUUUUAUUGAAAGAAUGCAAGCCUCAGAUGGCUCAUGGUUUGCCCCAAAUUACCCCUUGAGGAUACAGUAUUAAUUGUGUUCCUGAGUUUGUUAUUUCUUUUGAUGUUCUGGGAUUACAUGUCCAAAAGAAUUUGAGAUUGCUUAAGCUAUUAGUCUCACAACAUUAUAUUGCUUACUUCUUAGGUAUGGCUCAUGGGCUGUUUGCUUUACCUAUGCUAUAUGGUUUGGGGUGAAGGGGUUGGUAGCUGCAGGGAAGAACUUUGAGAACUGUUCUAGCAUCCGCAAAGCUUGUACUUUUCUGCUGUCAAAACAGCUUGCCUCAGGUGGCUGGGGAGAGAGCUACCUUUCAUGCCAAAAUAAGGUCUACUCAAAUCUUGAAGGCAACAGGUCUCAUGUGGUAAACACUGGCUGGGCCAUGUUAGCUCUCAUAGAUGCUGGACAGGCUAAGAGAGAUCCAACACCAUUGCACCGUGCAGCAGGAUAUUUGAUAAAUUCCCAAAUGGAGAGCGGAGAUUUUACUCAACAGGAAAUUAUGGGAGUCUUUAACAAGAAUUGUAUGAUCACGUAUGCUGCGUACAGAUGUAUUUUCCCAAUAUGGGCGUUGGGAGAAUACCGAACUCGUGUGUUGCAGGUAACCUAAGUUCCUACAGCAUAUCAGCAUUGCUCUCAGCAUUGUUUAUGUUGCCUUCUGAUGUGCACUUGGGUCUCUGUGGCCGUUUACCUUCAUUUUGUCGCUACAAGGCUGCAAGCAUACCAAUAUCAUGCUGCUAUUUUACGUGGGUGAUCUUGAGAUUUUGCCUGUAGCUUAGAUGGUGCCUGAAUUUAUAUGGAAUGAUUCCUUCUUUAGGCCUGUUUUGUGGAACUUCUUGAAAGUUUUACUUU